CGUACAUAAUCAUAGUAAAAAUGAACAGUAUACUGUAUAUUCCUUACCUUACAAAUUUAAGAGCAAUUCUUAAGAUUUCUAAUUCAGUCUAAUUUGUUCAGAAAUUGUGUAGGCUCUAUACGAAAAAUCUGAACACUGUUCGCUCGUAGCAUUGUCAAUAUCUAUCUUUGGUUGUACUACUAUAAAAAUGCGUUAUUCAAUUUCGACAUGUUCAUGAUAACGGUAUAUUCGAAACUGAAUUUAAUCAAACAUAGUCUCUAUCUGGAAUUACUUUUCAUAGUAUUAGUUUUUGGCCAGGAAGAAAAUCUAAAAAAAAGAAAUGGUGAAUUAAGAUAUAACUUUUGUGCAAGAGUGUAACAUUUAUAAAAAAAUUACACUACCUGUUUAGUAAUUUAUAUCGGUUUUAGGUUUUGUCUGUUUAUUUGUUCAUAAACAUGUGUAUAGAGACUGCGGUUUCAUUUGGUGUACAGUUGGUGCACUUUGAUAUGAGCGGGUUUACUAUUUGGCUUAAACAGUAUUUAUAAUCGAUACAAACUGUGUGAGUUUUUACACGUGAUUGAAAAAGAGUCCUUUAACAAACGCAAUAAUUUGUUAUGUUGGCUUUCAUAUUAAAGAAUGGCGAUUGAACUUCCAAUCAAUAAAUAUGUCCGUAAUCCAGAACCACUAGUCUGAAAUCAUUAUUAACACAGACUGUAUUUUACCGUCUUGUCAAAAAACAGUGAAUUGGCCUUGCUAUAACAGACUCGAACAGACAUAUAUCCCAAUUCCUUAUGGUGCCUUUUUUCGUCUGCAGGUGAAUUUGCAAAGAGAUUAUCUUUCAAUUUAUGAUAGAAAAGAAACGAAGCCAGUUUAGUUUGUACAUGUAAGCCAUUGUCAAGUAUCCAGUGAACGGGUGUUUUAUGUAAACAAAAAGAUAAGACAUGGAUUCGAUGUAGAUAUAUUUGGUGGUUACGGCCCAGAUGCUUAGCAAACAAAGUCGAAUAAUACAGUAAUAGAGCAAAUGAGUUUAAAUAUAAGUUGUAUAUUACAGAAAAGUUAUUUUUUUUCGAAAUAACAAUUUGAAUUGGAUACUUAUUGCGAAGCAAGAGGCGGAGCUGACUACAAUAAAUUACUGCCCUUUAAAACUUUCAUUAACACUGCAAUUGUCCUAACAUACAAGUAUUUGCUGCGUAUUGGGAAAUCACAAAACCAGAUAUACAAACAUUCUUCGUAAAAAAAGACAAUUUUUAAAUGUGUUAGAAAAAUUGUGAACAGAACAAAAUAAAACCUUAACCAGCAACAUCAUUCUGAGUAUCUACAAUUUAAGAUUGUCGUGUAUAUACCUUAAUAGUUCAAUAUGUCAUAAAGUUUAUUAAUAAAAAUUUACUACAAUGUGUCAUUAAAAAAUAAAUGCUUCUUGGUUAUAGAAUGACAGAUGAAGGAGUUAUUUGCAAUCCGUUAACAAGUUAUACAAAAGUCUUAGUACAUGUGGUAACGAUCUCUAUAAGAUAUCGUUACCUCUUCCUCUUAUAAUACUAGUUUUAUUAUUUUAGAAAACAACUCCGAUAAGCAUGUGUCUGAGUUUCUGGAAAAUGAAACAUAAAUUUGAUAUUUUGAAAAAUACAAAGGAAUCCACAACAAAAAGAAGACUGUACACAAACACAAGUGAACAUAAAACAUUAAAACCAAGCAUAUUUGAAUACAGGCAUGUAGCUGAUAUCGUACAAAAAAGGCUGGAACUAAUUCAGAAUCCGAAGGAUUGCAAUAAUCAGAAAUGGGUCAUAUGUGAACUUCCAUCAAAAGGCUUUGGUUAUCAGGUACAUCUUUUAACCAUAUGUUUCACUGUCGGAUAUUUUACAAAUAGAACCGUUAUGAUUAGCACAGAUGUCAGCAAGCACUCAAAUACAGCAUGGGGCGAAAUGUUGUUACCGCUAAGCAACACAUGCACAUCACCAACUAAUCAGACAGCUGCUAAAGUUGUUUUUAGUGUGUUUGGCACUGAUGAUAUACCAGUGAUAAAGGCGAGUUUUCAAACAAACUACUUCGAUCUUCAAAGAACCAUUCCUUCGUAUUUAACAAAUGUUAUUGAUCAUUUCCAUUCAAACCCAUCUCUUUGGUGGGCUGGACAAAUAGCUACGUUCAUACUUAGACCUAGCAAAAACUUUAACCUUCUUAUCGAGAAAAGCAAGGCAGAGCUAGGAUUUCAAAAUAUCACUGUCGGGCUACUAGUUCAAAUAAAGAACAAACAAACCCAAGCAAUACAUUGCAAUUUUAAUGAAUAUAUCAAUUUGGUUGAAAAAUGGUAUAUGGCAUACGAAAGAAAAUCUGGUUUAUCUGGAAUACAAAGAAGAAUCUACAUAGCUACUGACGAACCUUCUGUUGUAGAAAAGGCUAAGCAACUGUAUAUAUUGUGACCUUUUUUCGAAUAUUUUAUAUUUUAAUAAAGACAUUCAUUUAUUCACGUGCUAGUUUCAUAACAUAAACAGUACAUAAAUAUGUGUUUUGUAGUAAUUCAAAAUUUAAUAUUACAGAUAAACCUGGAUUAAGACAUUAAAUAUUCUGUGACGAGACGUCUUUAUUGUGCUUCAUUUUAACAUACACAAACAUGACAUUUUUAAACACAAAUAAAUACAAAUUUAUUGUGUAUCUUCAGUAGCUAACUACUUUUUUCUUUUUUAUUUAUUGUACUCUUCAUGUAACACGAUCAAUCUUUAAAGAAAAACAAUGUAAUUAAAGUGACACUUUGAUCAUUUUUCUUUGACAUAUUGACUUGAAUAAGUAUUUCUUUUUUAAAGUUGACUCUUAUAAUGGUGAAUGACCAACAAUCCAUAGUGGUACAAUAUAAAAAGGAAUUAUAAAAGACUGCCCCGCACUUUUUGAAAAAAAGAGCAGUUCGAUUCAUUUUGUUAUUUAUAAACAUUUCUGAUCAUCAUUUGAAUUAUUGAUUUUUUUUCGUAGUAAAAUACAUUAACGGCAAAGUUAUUUUCUUUUUUACCACUCCACAGAGACCAUGUGCAAUGGAAUAGGCAUAAUGUCAUUUUAUAUAAAAUACGUUUAUAUUAAGCCGUUCGAAAUUUUAUGGACAUGUAAAUUAAACAUUAAACAGUUUUUUUUUGUUUUUAUAUAAUAAUAAUAAUGAACAACAAUGGAAAAAGUUCAAAAGCAUGGCAUAUAAAUGUAUGUAUAAUAUUAUAGUUUUUUUUCGUUUUAGGUAUUCCAACUAAAGCUUUUUGUACAAACCUGGUGGAAAUCAAAGCCAUGCCCAAUUUCCUUCAGUUGCUGGAACAAUACUUGACACCUAUCUGUUAUCAAUGACUAUCUUAUCUGCAACAUGUCUUCAGAUGAAUGCAGACUAGCUUUUGAACUUAUGCAGCCUCGACACACAGAUGGAUCGAAAUUAGCUAAAUCACUGGACUGCCCAUAUUUUAUCGAUUCCUUGUAUCAUCGUAAUUGUAAAUUACCACUUUGGCGGACAAAAGAUUUUGAAAAUUUUAUUCACAGCAUAUUUUAGAUUUCUAUACAAGUUAUUUCCUACUCAAACAUUCACAAAAUAUUUAUGUUUCUUUGACUGGUUAAAGCAAUUAUUUGACUCUGAAUCGUUUAAUGAGUUAUAAUUAAGCAUGUGUUUUAGUCCGAUUAGGAUAAUAAAUGGUCUAAGGAUACUCAAUCUUUAGAAGUUUUAUUAAAAUGAAAAACAAUCUUAGAAGACAGAAUUAUUUUAUGAAAAAAUUGUAUUUGUUUUUGAUGAACAAUCAAAUAUCUAGACCAAGUUAUGACUUUUAUGAAAAUAAAUUAUAUUUUUAUAAAUUAAUAAUACUGACUGUCGCAAGUGUAUUCAUGUUUUCCUUGAAAGAAGUUAUUUAGUGUAACGGUUAUAUUAUAUAUUAAUCCAACUGGGGUUAUCAUACAGGACUGCAAUUAACACUAAGUGCCUAAAUGAAAAUUCUUUACAAAAUUAUUGUAAUGACAAAAAGGUGCUGAUUAUAAAGCGUUUUUAUCUUUCGUCACGGAACUUUGCUCAGGAAAUCAUGUUUAAUAAAAGCCAUUGUAACCUAUUUUCAACACUAAAUAAAUACAUGUGACGUACAGGAAAUAAGAUGUUUGAAAUAUCUUCUCUGCUUGGGAUAGCAAUGAUUUAUGAUAUUAUAAGAUAUAGUUAUAUAGAUUUGUCAGAGUGUUGUCCCUUUAAUGAUUUUAAUUUUAGAUUUUUUUCGGAUUACUCCUGUUAUACCACUAAUACAAUUUCAAUAAAAGUUUACAUGAUUAAUCGGUAGCUUAAAAUCUUGUUCAUAUCUCACAGGUUUUGAGUUUGAUUUUUGGCCGAGUUAUGGCUAUCAUGAGGCAACACAUUUCGUUACUGAUUGCUCUUGGACUUAAAAAAUAUUAGUUUAAGAGCUGUAUAAUUUAUCAACGAUUAUUUUGUGAAAGAAAACGAAAACGUAUGAACACAUCUAUGUCACAACGAGAUGUAUUCAGACAAAAAAGGAUAAAAUUAGUUAUUGAUUGUCUUUAAAUGAAAAACAGGCAAAUCGAAAACCCUAUAAUAUACUCAAGUCUUAUCUCACUUGUCUAAAUCUAAUGUUUUAAGAACGUGUUGUCCAACCCGUUUGCUUUAUUGGUAUUCUUAUUAUAUGUAUAUUGUUUUGUUUCUUUUUUAAAAUGGUACAUAACUGUACAAAUGUACUGGGGAGUUGAAUAAAAUAUGAAAUGGCUGAUUUAUUGUUUCUUAAAAAAAUUACUGAGGACUGUGCUACUGUCCAUUCUGUGUAACACAAUCAUCUAGAGUUUAUUUGCGAUUAUAAAAUGGAUUUUAUCGCAUUAAAUACAGACCUGCUACCCUAUCGCAAAAUAGGUAUGCAUUCCAUUGAAUUUCU
Ruditapes philippinarum (Manila clam) is the source of this 4853-nucleotide messenger RNA. RefSeq names its product alpha-(1,6)-fucosyltransferase-like. The record is from RefSeq and is a predicted model, not a curated record. Gene Ontology annotation, molecular function: alpha-(1->6)-fucosyltransferase activity. Lineage: Eukaryota; Metazoa; Mollusca; Bivalvia; Venerida; Veneridae. Bases 1551 to 2393 code for a protein of 280 amino acids. Gene Ontology annotation, biological process: protein N-linked glycosylation. The transcript has 7 exons.